GUUCACGGUCAGGUUGGGGUGAAGUUCCGGAACUGGGCCGGCACCUAUGGAUCGGAUCCCGAGCUUUACUUCCAGCCCGAGUCGGUGCAGGAGAUCCGGGAGGUACCGGAGCCGCUCCGGGAAAACCAAAAAUUACCAAAGGUGGUGGGGGGCGGCCACUCCCCCUCGGACAUCGCCUGCUCCGACCAUUUCAUGAUCCACCUGGGAAAAAUGAACCGGAUCCUGCGGGUGGACACGGAGAAGCUGCAGGUGACGGUGGAAGCGGGAAUUCUGCUCUCGGAGCUGAACCCGGAGCUGGAUAAACUCGGGAUGGCCUUGGCCAACCAGGGAGCCGUGUCUGAGGUGACGGCGGCCGGAGUCAUYGGCACCGGGACCCACAACACCGGCAUCGCCCACGGAAUUCUGCCCACCCAGGGGCUUCACUCGUUUGGCCUGCUUGAUGGCAGCGCAUGUCUCACAGUCGUGGAUAACCUGGGAGAUACUGUCUAUGGGCUCUAUACAGUUGCUUUCUACUUUCGGUUCAUCCUGACGAUGCGACAGGAACUAUCAGUGAAGAGAGCGUAG
Molecule: messenger RNA, 564 nt
Organism: Malurus melanocephalus (red-backed fairy wren)
Lineage: Eukaryota; Metazoa; Chordata; Aves; Passeriformes; Maluridae
Product: L-gulonolactone oxidase-like
Exons: 7
Molecular function (GO): FAD binding; oxidoreductase activity, acting on the CH-OH group of donors, oxygen as acceptor
Source: RefSeq, a predicted model, not a curated record